Molecule: messenger RNA, 3282 nt
Organism: Vollenhovia emeryi
Lineage: Eukaryota; Metazoa; Arthropoda; Insecta; Hymenoptera; Formicidae
Product: protein tramtrack, beta isoform-like
Exons: 5
Coding region: 123-1160 (345 amino acids)
Biological process (GO): regulation of transcription by RNA polymerase II
Cellular component (GO): nucleus
Molecular function (GO): protein binding
Source: RefSeq, a predicted model, not a curated record
CGCCGCGUUAUCGGCGUGCACCGGCGGCCGCGGCGAUCCCGCACGCAGUCGGAAAGAAGACGCGGCGUGCGCCGAACCGCGUUUGAAUUGGAGCGCCCUUCGCGCCAUUCCCCGCGCGGCAGAUGCACGAAGGUCAAAAGUAUUUUAAAAAUAAGGCCGUAGGCAUUGGCAGAUUGGUAUGGCAGUGGACGUUAAGGGUCGGGUGGCGUUGUAAUGGCAAAAAGUUUGCGAGAGGGUCGGGAUUGGAGAUAGACAAGAUGGACCAGCAGUAUUGUCUACGGUGGAACAAUCAUCCAGCCAACCUCACGGACGUUCUCAGCUCCCUGCUCGCCAGAGAGGCGCUCUGCGACGUCACCCUGGCAUGUGUCGGAGAGACGUUCAAGGCGCACCAGACCAUACUCUCCGCAUGCAGCCCGUAUUUCGAGAGCAUUUUCCUCCAGAACACCCACCCCCAUCCGAUCAUAUUCCUCAAGGAUGUCAAUGACACCGAGAUGAAGGCGUUGCUGCACUUUAUGUAUAAGGGCGAAGUCAAUGUUAGUCAGCAUCUGCUACCGAUGUUCCUCAAGACAGCGGAGGCACUGCAGAUCCGAGGCCUCACCGAUAAUAGUGUAAAUAACAAACCGGAGGACAAGUGUCCCUCACCGGAUCCGGACACGCAGACCGGGGUCAGGCAUAGCGACUCGCCUAACCUCCAGUCCCAUCACGAGAAGAGGAAAAGAAAGAAUUCAGGCAGCUACGACGUUUCUCUUUCUGGCCCGCCUAGCGAAAGAUUCCUCUCCGACUCUCAGACAUCCUCGCAGUGUAGUUACAAAUCGAGUCCUCCUGUGAUUUCAAAGUUAAAUAAUGCCCUGGGAGUUGAGAUGGAAGAUGGUGGUCGACCCAUGUCGCCUGCUUCACAACCGCAGGCCCCCAUUAAACAAGAGGUGGAUCACCACUUGCCCGACUUCCAUGACAAUAUUUCCCUCUCCAGUCAUCCAAUUGGGCUGAUAGAAGACGGAGGGGCCGCGGCAGGAGCGCUCAGUGAUGGUGUUCAAGGAAUUGAAUCAUCCGAGCACCAUAAUCCCCCGGAAAUGCUCGACGGACUUGAUGGUGUCGUCCGAAGCGAGCAUCCCUCUAUUUCCAAAUCUGGCAAGUGUAGUGAGUGUAACUUUAGAAAAUGAAAGACCUCCUUUUCACAUAUAUUAUAUAUAUAUCACAUAUAGUAUGUAUAUGUAUAUGUGUACGGUACGUAUAUAUAAAUACAUAUAUAUAUAUGUAUAUGCAUACACACCGGGACCAAUCCCCGCGUGCGUAUGUCUGUAUAUAUUAUAUCUAACCACAUAUGUAUAUUACAUGAAUCCUUGGUGUUGUGGUGAUGGUAUCGUGCAUUUGCUACGUCAUUGUGGUAGUUUUAAUUACGUGUGUUAAUACAUAUAUCUAUAUAUAUAUAUAUAUAUAUAUACAUAUACAGAGAGAGAAUAAAACGUAACAAAACUCUCGUUGGUUUGGGACAUGGUAUAUCAGCAAAUGGACUGUACUUCUAUCAUUUUUUUUUCCUGUUUUUUUUCUGUUUUUCAAAUUCGUGUCCGAGAUUGCGAUGGUGUGUGGGUGCGACUGGCUGAGUUCAUCUCGCUGCUCUUGUAUACACGUGUACGUGGCGCGUGUGCGUGCGUAUGCGUGGUAUGCCACAUUAACGAGCUCCAUUUGCGUGAAUGCGUGUGGAUGUGUGUCGUGUGCGCGAGACAUGUAUAUACUUAUGUUAUAUAUAUAUAUUAUAUAUAAGACAUUUUAUAUAUACAUGUAUAUACACACACGCGGCGUAUAUGCGUACACACCGCGUGCACGUGCGGACGCAGGCGUGCGCAUAUACGCGGCUCUUCCAUGGCGGGAACUCUCUGUGCAUGUUUUUAUAUGUGCUGUUUUUAUUUCCUAUUUCUCUUAUAUACCCCUUUGCCGUAUCUUGCGUCACCGUGCCUGGCGAUCUUGAUCUUAUAUUCUCACGUCUCUCUUGCGCUGUUCGUUUCGACCUACACGAGUGAACGAGAAUAUUAGCAACAAAAUGUGCAAUCGUUGCGCGUCUCGUUGCGCAAUCCGUCGUUUUGCGUUAAUAAAAUUGCCGGCCGCGGGGGAAAAAAAAAUCCGUUACGUAAGACGUUUCCUAUAUGCUACGUUACUUGAUACCACGAGAUGGAGACGAAGGUUAAACGCGAUUACACAAGAGCGGAGGAGCCGAGGAUCCGACGAUCCCGAAAAUCUGCCCUUUAGGGAUUAAAGACCGUCGCAAUUAGAUGUUCAAUCUCGCGGACUCUUCGACACGGGGAUCCCCGGGCGGAAAUUCGGGGAUUGGAGGAUCCGAGGACCCGAGUUUCGCAUCUAUAAAAAAAAGCCUAUGGAUGAAUUUAUUAAGUUUCACUUUUCGCGAAGUAUCUUCUAUCGUUCGUCCACAUCGAUACGUCACGCUUAUUUAUAGUCACACGAUUCUUAUCCACUGUGCAUCGUCAAUGCAUUAAUAAUAGUCGCCAGCAGCGACAGCAGCGGCACAGCAGCAGGAAAACUCGUAUCCCUAGGUAUCAUAUUUUUCCUCCUGGCGAUUAUUUCCGAAGAAGCGUACGCGAUUAGACCGCUCGUUAAAUAGACUCGGUUGCUAAUGCUAUUCUUCGUUUAUCUCUCGCAUCCUCGACCUCGUAGCGAUCUCGUCGUCGUCGUCAUCGGCAUCGUCGUCGUCGUCGUCGUCGUCGUCGUCGUCGUCGUCGUUGAUAGUUACCAGAUUACGUACUUCUUGAUUGCAUAUUCAUAUUAUAUCUAGUUAGCUGAAAUGUUGCACGAGCUGCAUUAUGCAAUAGUUGCCAGUGGCCGCGAGAUGCGCGCGUUUGAUCUCCGACGGAGCAAUUUAUGUAUGGGCGGCGUUUAAGAGCUUGGGGGACAAAGUCGAUAGUCCGUAUCGCGAUCUCCGCAGACCGAGUGUUUACCGUGGGGACGAAUCGGCGAAUCUCCUCGCCGAGGUUCUCGCACUUGAAUGUGUUUAUUUUCCGUUGCGGUUUUUCUUUUCGGUAUGUUAAGUUUGACGUCUCUUUCUCUCCUUUCUUUCUCUCCUGUACUGUAUUGUGACAGUAUCUUUAGUCUCUUGGAACGCGAUGAGAUGACAGUAGAAUUGAGCUUUUUACAUGGUAUUGACAUUUGCUACGAGUAGGUAAUUAUAGAUGAGAAAGAGCACGGGGCGAAGUCCUUGAUGGAAUUGAUCGAUUCGCCGUCUUGUUUCAAUAAACGCGACAAAGUUUCGAUUCUUUCUCUAAAAAAAAAAAA